GCAUUCUUUGUUUUUAUCCGCACUUUCUAUAUGUUUAUUCACACACAUUUCUUUAUUCUACUUUUAUUCAGCAUGUCGGCACAAAUGCUAAAACCUGGAGUUUUUAAACACAUUACUUGUCGAAAUAAUAUUUACCCAAAAAGUACAGUGAAACGCUUUAGCGUGCCAAGUGAAUUCGUCGAUUGGUCAACAGAAUAUAGCAAAUAUAUACCUCCGAAUUAUACUGCGCCACAUAUCAACGGGCAACCUUGGGCUGAUCCGGACAUCGGUUGUGAAAAUUUUCAGCCGAAGUGGAAUGAACUAGAUGGCGCUGUAAAUCGAGUGUCGCUUAACGGAAUUUAUAAAAUUGAAAAUGAAUAUCCGAUAAAUUCCUUUGGACGUACUGGCUUGCGGGGCCGCGGAUUACUGGGGCGCUGGGGGCCAAAUCAUGCCGCCGAUCCAGUGGUGACACGUUGGCAGCGGGAUGCUGAUGGAAAUAAAAUCUGGAAUAGUGAAACAAAAAAAAGCAUUUUACAAAUGGUGGCCAUACAACGUCAUGAUAAUAAUAUGUGGGCUAUACCAGGUGGCAUGGUUGAUCCUGGCGAAAAGGUUAGUGCAACACUUAAGCGAGAAUUCAUGGAAGAGGCUUUGGAUAGUUUUGAUAAUCAGAAAAUGAUUGAAGAGUUUUUCGCAAAAGGCGUAGAAAUCUAUACAGGAUAUGUAGACGAUUACCGAAAUACAGAUAACGCCUGGAUUGAGACAGUGGCGUAUAAUUUCCAUGACGAUAACGGAACUGCGGUGGGACAAUUAAAGCUCUCUGCUGGCGAUGAUGCUGCCAACGUAAAGUGGCUAAGCAUAGAUAGUAGCAUUAAACUGCAUGCAAAUCAUAAUGAUAUAAUUGAAGCAGUUGUAACUAAGUUGAACGCUCAUUGGUAGCUCGGUACAUACCUUGCAUAGUGCCUGCGGUCAUCUCAGGCCACGAAUAGAUUCGCUGCCGAAAAUUCAAGGCGAAUUCAUAGGAGGUAACUUCGAUAGAGCUACAAAAACACUUGCAUGUAUUUUAUUUUAGCGAUUUGAUAGUUGAAUUGCCCAAAUUUCAAUGUAAUUGAACAAUUAAUUAAGCAAAGAAACAGGGCUCUUUGACAUUCAAGUCCGCAAAUCACAAGAAAUUAGCUGCUUUAGUUUAUAUUAUUAAAUAUAUAAUUAAUUUAUUGUUAUUUCACCUGCCAAUGAAACUUGGGACCCACUUACAGAGUAAGAAGUCACAAAAAUUCCUCAAUUUUGCGCAAUUUCACAGUCAAGUUUUCGGGCUAUUGAUCACAGUUGCCAACCUCAUGAUUUAAACACUAGAUUAAGGGUGUGUUUUUUUUUUUUUUUGGAAAUUAAAACGGCAAACAAUUAAUAACCGUGUGUCUGUAGACCCAUUACUCAAAAUAAAAAACUGACCAAAAAGAGAAAAUUGCCGGUUUUACUAUUAUAAUAAACCAGAUGAUGUAAAUUAUACCAUCGCUAACAAACGCUUCUAUCGAAAUCCGAAAUAAUAUUCAAAAUAAAUUUCAUGACCGCAAGUUGAAAAUUAUGAUUAAGUAGGUUUUGGAAUUAAUGUAUACACUUUAAUGUAUAGAAGCUAAUUUUUUUACAGUUAUGAAUGAAUAAACAGUGUGUUACUGAAUUA
Molecule: messenger RNA, 1654 nt
Organism: Anastrepha obliqua
Lineage: Eukaryota; Metazoa; Arthropoda; Insecta; Diptera; Tephritidae
Product: ADP-ribose pyrophosphatase, mitochondrial
Exons: 3
Coding region: 31-915 (294 amino acids)
Molecular function (GO): ADP-ribose diphosphatase activity
Source: RefSeq, a predicted model, not a curated record